This is a messenger RNA of Pollicipes pollicipes, 2541 nucleotides long. RefSeq lists its product as uncharacterized. The transcript has 5 exons. The record is from RefSeq and is a predicted model, not a curated record. Lineage: Eukaryota; Metazoa; Arthropoda; Thecostraca; Pollicipedomorpha; Pollicipedidae. The coding region runs from base 294 to 827 and encodes 177 amino acids.
UGCCCGCCGAGUGUUGCCUCAGUUACAAUCACCCUCCGAGCUCCUCUUAACUAAUGUUACAUUUCUUGUGGGAGGGACGCGAGCCCUAUAUCCUUGUACCCUCACAGGCCUUAUAUCGUCUUAUACUGCCCAGCCCAACCCUUAAUCCCUGUAUCCCCCCCAGACCCUAUAUCGUCCCUCUAGAUAAGCGGACCAGUGGAGCGUACCCUGAGACGUCCUCGGUGCAGGCCCCUGCUGCUCUUCCUUGGUCGGCUAUGAAGGUUUUGCUGUUCUGAAAAAUUAAGAUCUUUGCUAUGGCCUCUUCAGAGAACCAAGUUGCUUUAAGGAACCUGAAGCAAGACGGAAUAAGCCAGCUGGUGGACCCUCAACAUGCCUCAAAGGCUCUCUCUACUGAUCUUGUUAAUCUUGCAAAGGAAGUGCAAAAGGCGGAUUCCUUCGUUCGGGCGAACGUGGGCAACAAGCUCCAAGUCAUCGUGGAACAGAUCCGGUUCCUGCAGGCACAGGCUGAAAAGGUGCUGGGCGAAGCCAAACGUGACAACGACAUUCACCACAUUGCCUGCAACUGCAAGAAGAUACCGGGAAACAUGUACUUCAUGUACGAGCGCCCGGGAGGACAGCGCUAUAUGUCCCUUAUAUCACCACAGGAGUGGGGCAGCGCCUGUCCGCACCCAUUCAUCGGCGCCUACCGUCUGGAGAACGACAUGUCGUGGACGCCGGAGGAGGAGACAAAGACGCGCGCCUCUGAUGAGGCGCUCAUCGAGCAGAUCCUGCACAACAAGCGCGUGCUGGCCAUCGCUCAGCCGGAGCCGGCCGCGGACGCGCCCUGACGACGCCGCUGUCGCGCUGAUGGCUAGGGGAGGGGUAGGGGUAGACCAGUAUGCACAACAUUGUUUCAUGUAUGUGUGUUCGGCUGAAUUAAGCGGCUCGUGGCUCGUGUUAACGAAGUGACGUAUAAUUGUCUAACACUCAGGGUUCCUUGGCGUAGGUGAUGGGCUGUAUGAGUCAGUUGGCAGCUGCUAAGCCUGUUCACAUCUGGUCACGGGCCUGUGGAACCGGGCUGUCCGAUGCUGUGGAGUAGGGUGACAACCUAGGAGGCUCUCUCCCAGGAAGCGUACGCUCACAAGACCUACGCCUAGAAGACCUACGCUCACAAGACCUACGCCGAGGAGACCUGCGCUCACAGGACCUACAUCCAAGAGACCUACAGCGACGUCAUUCACACGUUAUCGAGUCACUUGCCGCGCUUGUCACCACGUUUCGUGGAGGGAUGAACGAAAGCGUACUGUCACGGAUACCGUCAAGUCAUGCGCAUGUCAUGCCGAUACCGUCAAGUCAUGCGCAUGUCAUGCCGAUACCGUCAUGUCAUGCGCAUGUCAUGCCGAUACCGUCAAGUCAUGCGCAUGUCAUGCCGAUACCGUCAAGUCAUGCGCAUGUCAUGCCGAUACCGUCAAGUCAUGCGCAUGUCAUGCCGAUACCGUCAUGUCAUGCGCAUGUCAUGCCGAUACCGUCAUGUCAAGCGCACUAGAUACCGUUGCGCGUCGGUACACCACGCCGCCGUCGACGUAAGAGGCUGCAUUAUUAAUAUCUUACAGAGGAGCCACAAUAACGGGCGCUCAGUUCUUUUUUUCGUGCCAGCAGACCAAACCAUCUUGCGAAUGCAACCUUCAUGAAAUUAUCCCUGACUGCCCCGUGGUUCCUAUCUACGUGGAACGUUGCAACCAUCCAUCCGAACGAAUAUUAUGAAACGCAUUAUGCCGUGCUCUCGCAAAUUUAAGAAUGAAGUUAGCCUUAUGAUGUUUUGGACCUCUUGAAGCUGGCCGGCACGAGUUGGCCCAGGGGCGGGACAAUGAUGGACCAUGACUUGACACCCGAGGGUCCGAACAGAUGAUCUGGAGUCCCCAUGCCGCGCUCUGGUGGAGCAAGCUGGGAACGGAUUAAGUGCGCAAGGAAUGGGAUCGGCUUUGCCGUAAGCGGGGAUGGGAGGGGAAGGAAAGUGCGUAGAACACGUCUUUCCUUACUCACGAGGCCUCCACUUUCAAUGUGCGUUCAAGUAACGACUACCGCAGACUGCCCGAUGUUUUGAUCGAAUGUGGCUCGCAGCGAUGCGGACCCGUGGGUGUGGCAACAUGUUUUGCGUGCGUACGCUUUACCCCAUUCGCACUGGGUUUUGCAUGUGCUGUCAUUAAUUUCCAUCUUGUUUUUAAAUGUCCAAUGGACAGGUGACGGCGUGCGUCAUCUCAAGUGAAUUGCAAUGACACACCAUUACGCAGGCUGGCCGUCGUUUGAGGUGACAGGAAUGCCACAUCUCGUGUGUACGAACUGCAUGUGCCGACACAUUUUGUCCGAGGGAUGUGUAGUGCAUGCUUAGGGGUAUGUACGUUUCCUGUUGGGUUUGACGAUGCUCGGUAUAUGACGGGGUGUUUGGGAAGUGCUUCACGAACUGGAUUAUCGCCAUGCCAUUGGGGAGUGGACUCCCCAGCAAGAGUUUGUCAUUUAACAACUCGCUGAACAUUUUAAUACACAAUAUUUGUGACAGAUUGG